Messenger RNA from Bufo bufo (common toad), 3668 nucleotides. It is a transcript of the gene TTF2, whose product is annotated as transcription termination factor 2. The record is from RefSeq and is a predicted model, not a curated record. Gene Ontology annotation, molecular function: zinc ion binding; ATP-dependent chromatin remodeler activity; ATP binding. The transcript has 24 exons. The coding region runs from base 101 to 3538 and encodes 1145 amino acids. Lineage: Eukaryota; Metazoa; Chordata; Amphibia; Anura; Bufonidae.
GUCACUGUCAUGCAGUCAGCCGCGUUUCCCAUUUGCUGGAGCUCAGAAACUUUUGUGGGUCCGGGCUGGCAGAGUCUGUUCCUGAUUCCUUGGUGACGUCAUGGAGAAGGUUCGCUGCCCGGAGCACGGUGCUGUUUGUCUGCUGAAAACUGGGACCCGUGAAGGGCCCAACAAGGGGAGGAGCUUCUACGUCUGCCCAGCCAACCGCGGCCAGGCCUGCCCGUUUACCCGGCCCACAGAGCUCCCGCCAUCGCGCUGUCUGCUGCAUGACGACGCUCAGCUGGACCUGCAGGCUCUGGUGAAGCAGGACCCUGGGAGCUACAGGUUGUUUUAUCGCUGUAUGAAGAGUGAGGGGAAGAAGUUCUGCGGCAGCGUCCCCUGGAAGGAGGGGCCAAAGUGCAAAGUGACUGCGAGGUGCGACCUUCCUGCAGAGAAGACUGAAAAACCUCAGAGGAAUCCCUUCAAAGUGAUCAACGAUGGUCCCAGACUUGGCGUCUGGAAACAGGUCAGCGAGGAGCGGAAGCGCAGCUCUGAGGAGAGUGGCGAGGUGAAGGCUGCCGAGAACCAGCGAAAUAACGGAGAAGAAAAGACUGAAAAGAUCCAGACGAAGAGAAGAGAGGAAAAGGUUGACGAGAUUGGGGGGAAGAGCAGCGAAGAGGCAAAGCGCCAAGAGAAGAACCCCAAUGAUAGAGCAAGGAGAAGUUUGGAGGAGAAGACAUCCAAUCAGGGCUUGAAGAACAGCGGUGAGGAGACGAGGCCCCAGAACAAUGCGACAGAUCUCGGUAGUGACCGAGGGAGGAAGGUCUGUGAAGCUGAUAACAGAGAGAAGCCAGGGAGAACGUCUGAGAGCAGAGCGGCCACUAUGGGGAAGAAACCAGAGGACAGAUCAUGGAGUUGUGAGGUCAGGAGGACCCAGUCUGCCAACGAUGGUGGACAGAAGGUUGUGGAGGACAGUAAACCAUCAUUUCAGGGGUGGAGAGAGAAGGAGCUGCCAGCUGGGGUGAAGAUAAAGAAGAAGCUUCCAGAGGAGAUGGUUCAGAAGGAAGGAGAGUCCUCGAAGGUCACCAGCGUUUCGCCAUCAGAUCCCAGGCAGGAACCUGCAGACGAUGAUGACGUUGUGUUUGUGAGUUCUCAGCCUGGAAAGGAUAAGGUGACAGCGCUGAGGCCAUCAGGAGAAGGCAAACAAAGAACCAUCACCUCCUUCCCAGGCUUCACCCCGCAGGCAGAGGGUCCGAGCUCAGCCGCCCAGCACGCCAUGCUCUCAGCUCAGCUGCAGCAGAAGAAGGCCACUCUGGCAUCUAUAAACCUGAAGGCGCUGCCAGAUGGGGGAGGACGACUCCUGAAACAGGUGCAGGACCUGGAAGAUGCACUCGGGUCUCUGUCUCUCUGUAGCCAGGCUGUGAUCCAACCAGGUAGAGAUGAAGAGAUGAGACCAAAGCCUGACCCUGGCAACGUGUUGAGCAGCGCCGGCCCAGCGGAGGGGAAUCGAGGGGUAAAGCCUUUGAGCUUCCAUGAACUUCCUCCCAGUGCCCUGGGCCUCCAAGGGUUAACUAUGAGCCAGAACUACAGCAGCCUGUAUGGGGUGGCCCCGCAGUGGCAGAGUCUGUACGGCGGGAGAAUGACGGAAGAAAAGCUCUUUGCUGUUAGAAAUGCGACAAGUGAGGCCAUCGACCACCUCCACAAGAGCCUGGAGUCCUGCCCCGGCCCGGAGAACACCACGGAGGACCCCCGAGGCCUGAAGGUCCCGCUGCUCCUGCACCAGAAACAAGCCCUGGCCUGGCUACAGUGGAGGGAGGCUCAGCAGCCGCAGGGAGGGAUUCUGGCCGAUGACAUGGGUUUGGGGAAGACGCUGACCAUGAUCGCCCUCAUUCUUGCCCAGAAACAGCAACAGAAGUCAGAGAAGGAGAAAGAUAAGAAAUUGGAGUCCUGGAUCUCUAAAACAGACUCCACGCUGACUGUUUCCCGUGGGACUCUCAUUAUCUGUCCGGCCUCACUGGUUCAUCAUUGGAAGAAGGAAGUGGAGAAGAGAGUGAGUGACGGGCGCCUGCGGGUUUACCUGUAUCAUGGCGCCAACCGGGAGAAGGACUGUAAGAUGCUGGCGCAGUACGACAUUGUGGUCACCACCUAUAGCCUCGUGUCCAAAGAGAUUCCUGCCAAGAAGGAGGAAGGGGAGGCACCGGCCAAAGACCAGGACCUGGAGGACCGGGCGGCCUCCUCUCCUCUGCUGCGUCUGGCCUGGGCCCGCAUCAUUCUGGAUGAGGCUCACAACAUUAAAAACCCCAAGGUGCAGACGUCCAUCGCUGUGUGCAAGCUGAGAGCCGGGGCCCGCUGGGCAGUGACCGGGACCCCCAUACAGAACAACCUACUGGACCUCUACUCUCUGCUGAGGUUCCUGCGCUGCUCCCCAUUUGAUGAGUUCAAGCUGUGGAAAAGUCAGGUGGACAACGGCAGCAGGAAAGGAGGCGAGCGGCUGACAAUCCUGACCAAGAGCUUGCUGCUGCGGAGGACCAAAGACCAGCUGGACCACACGGGGCGACCACUGGUUGAUCUCCCCCAGAGGACGAGCGAGCUGCAUCAGCUGACCUUAUCCCCUCAGGAGCAGGCCGUGUACGAUGUGAUAUUUGCCCGAUCCAGAUCGACGCUCCAGCAUUACCUGAGGAGACACGGAGGCGCCUCACACACAGACUCCGGGAGCGCAGACAAUCCCUUUGACAGAGUUGCUCGGGAGUUCGGCCCCAGUCAGGGUGACGUUUCGGCCCCGCCGCUUCCUCAGGGAUCCAGCACCGUCCACAUCCUGUCACUUCUGCUCCGCCUGCGCCAGUGCUGCGGCCACUUAUCUCUGCUGAAGACGACUCUGGACCAGCUUGAGCUGAAGAAUGAGGGGCUGAGCCUGACCCUGGAAGAGCAACUCAAUGCCCUGACCUUGUGUGACCUUCAGAGCCCAGACCCCAAAUCCACCGUCUCCCUGAACGGAACCAACUUCCAGGCUGAACUGUUUGAGAGCGAAAGUGGAAGCACCAAGACCGACGCCCUUAUCUCCAGACUGAAGACCAUAAACUCUAGCGCUGUUCCCCAGAAGAGCGUCAUCGUGUCGCAGUGGACCAGCAUGCUGAGGAUUGUGGCCGUCCAUCUGAAGCGCAUCGGGAUGUCUCAUGCCACCAUCGACGGCUCCGUCAACCCUAAGCUCCGAAUGGACCUUGUGGAAGAGUUCAAUACCAACCCCCGAGGACCACAGGUCAUGCUGGUGUCGCUCUGCGCCGGAGGUGUGGGGCUGAACCUGAUUGGUGGAAAUCACCUCUUCCUGAUGGACAUGCACUGGAAUCCGGCUUUGGAGGAUCAGGCCUGCGACCGGAUCUAUCGGGUGGGACAGGACAAGGACGUGGUCAUUCACAGGUUCGUCUGUCAGGGGACAGUAGAGGAGAAAAUCUCUCAGCUCCAGGAGAAGAAGAAGGAUUUGGCCAAGAAGGUUCUGGCUGGAAAUGGCAGCACGUUCACCAAGCUCACACUGACGGACCUGCGUCUGCUGUUUGGGGUCUAGUUAAUGUUUCGGGCACCUCCAGGUCACAGGGGCUCUUCUGGCUGACACGUAUAUACUGUGCUCAGAGACACUUUAUAUUUAUAUGUCCCUUGUGCGGCGUUUUUUUAUGUGUCGUGUAAUAAAGCAAUUU